Messenger RNA from Cydia fagiglandana, 1499 nucleotides. RefSeq lists its product as uncharacterized. The record is from RefSeq and is a predicted model, not a curated record. The transcript has 3 exons. NCBI's taxonomy places the organism in Eukaryota, Metazoa, Arthropoda, Insecta, Lepidoptera, Tortricidae. The coding region runs from base 15 to 1475 and encodes 486 amino acids.
GCCCCCUCCAGACUAUGUGCGCGAAUCGCGGCGCGACGUCGCGGAGCGAACAUACCGCGACGUUGACGUAUGUCUCCACACUCGCACACUUCACGGCGAUUUCGCAGUCUAGUUCGCGGCAAGAUGGCGCCGAAGCGUCAGCUGAUCUGGUUUGCGGCAAAGCAAGAAGGCUGAUUCAAACUUGGAACUGUCAAGUGAUUUGGUUGAUCAAAUUCGCACCCGGCUUGAAGAUGGACGAAUUUGUAGCUACGGCAGCAUCGCUGUUGUUAUGCGCUGUAUCAUAUUAUAAUUAUCAAUUUAUAAAAUGUACAAAAAAGAGAAAAAGGAAAAGCAGAAGAAGAUGGUGGAUGACAAGUAUCCAUCGAAAUAGAUCAAAUGCAUGUAUGGAAAAGCAAUUGGGUGAACUGGUAGCCGAACCGUCCGGAGAGUUCAAAAAGUUUACCCGCAUGUCUGUAAUGGAUUUCGAAUAUUUACUUACCAAAAUUUCGAGCCAAAUAUCGAAACAAGACACCCACCUGAGAAAAUCCAUUCCAGCCCGCAUACGUCUCGCAGUAACACUUCGUUAUUUGGCCACCGGCGAUGACUACCAGAGUCUACAUUUCUUAUUCAAAAUAUCACCUCAGUUGAUAUCAGAAAUUAUACCAGAAGUUUGCAUGGCUUUGAAUGAAGCUUUAAAGGAUGAAAUUAAGCUUCCUUCAUGCCCCGAGGAAUGGCUAGAAAUUUCAAAAGGCUAUUCAUUGAAAUUUCCUCGGGCCAUCGGGGCUCUAGAUGGCAAGCAUGUUGCUUUGCAAUGCCCAAUUAACUCGGCAUCUGAAUAUUUUAAUUACAAGAGAACGUUCAGUAUUGUCCUCCUGGCACUAGUAGACAGUCAGUGCAAUUUUACUUUUGCUGACAUCGGCUGCCAAGGUCGAAUCAGUGAUGGUGGCGUAUUUAGAAACUGCAUGUUGUGGGAAAAGAUUUGCGACAACCAACUGAAUCUGCCACCACCACAUCCAUUGCCCGGAUUAAAUAAACAUGUGCCUUAUGUGUUCUUGGCUGAUGCAGCAUUUGCUCUUUCGGAGAAUGUAAUGAAACCGUAUCCCGGAAACCUUGAGCGGGGAAAUCCACGACGCAUAUUCAACCAACGAUUGUCAAGUGCUCGUGUUACAGUAGAGAACGCUUUUGGUAUACUGGUUACCAAAUUUCGGGUUUUCAAAAAACCUAUACAAUUGCAACCAGAGAAAGCUAGCAUUGUUACAUUAACUUGCAUAUUGUUACACAAUUACUUGAGGCGUAGCAGGACAUCGUCGCAUAUCUACACGCCUCCAGGUUCAAUUGAUCAAUAUGACCGGAACGACGUUCUCAUCCAACCAGGCUCAUGGAGAAACGAAACCGAUACGACGUGUGCCGUUCGCAAUAUGCGGCAAAUACCACGCCGAUCUCCUCUUAACGCCACACAAAUCAGAGACGAGUUUACUACUUAUUGUAUUCGUUAAAAUAAACAUGAUUAUCUUACCGUC